GCUACCAGCUGUUACGUUUUGGAUUCUUGCACUUGCUGUUUUAUAUCAACCACCACUUCAACCGACAUCACGACAAAACACCAUGCCUAGCGAGAGCACACCGCUCCUAGUCAGCCUACCGCCCAACUCGACCACCCGCAAGCGAAGCGCCAUGUUCUGGACCCUCGGCUGUAUCUACGGCGCAUCCGCCGUCUGCUUCGGAGCCUUCGGAGCCCACGGUUUGAAGAAGACCAUCUCCGAUCCGGCGCGGAUCGCCAACUUUGCUACCGCCGCGCACUAUCAGUUAAUCCACUCCGUCGCCCUGCUCUUCGCCGCGCAGAACCAGAAUCCGAUUUCGGGCGUCCUGUUCACGUCCGGCAUGACCAUGUUCAGCGGCAGCUUGUACGCUCUCGUGUUAGAUCCGGCGCGCUUCCGAUUCCUCGGUCCGGUUACGCCUCUUGGUGGACUGUGCUUGAUCGCUGGUUGGGCUGCGCUCGCCUUUUAACUUGGUCUUAGUUCCAGUCUUACGAAGAGUGAUGGGUCUGGGAAGCUUACGCAUUCGUACUUAGGCUUUCAGUACCUACUAUGUCCUGCAUUAUUAAAGAUUUGGCAAGGGUAGGCGAUCUUGUCAUACGUAACUGUCACUAUAGAUGAGAACAUUGUCACUCCACGAAAUUAGACCGAUUUGUAACAUAUCGCGCAUCUUCAAUUCAACGUAUCAGCACCUAAUUCUAACGCAAGUCACUGUUACCAAACCACUAAUAAUUCAAACCGAGCCGCAUAGGAUAAGGGUCAAUAUUCUUU
This is a messenger RNA of Annulohypoxylon truncatum, 783 nucleotides long. RefSeq lists its product as uncharacterized. The record is from RefSeq and is a predicted model, not a curated record. The transcript has 3 exons. NCBI's taxonomy places the organism in Eukaryota, Fungi, Ascomycota, Sordariomycetes, Xylariales, Hypoxylaceae. Bases 83 to 484 code for a protein of 133 amino acids.